This is a messenger RNA of Colossoma macropomum (tambaqui), 1017 nucleotides long. Its product is annotated as cerebellin-3-like. The record is from RefSeq and is a predicted model, not a curated record. The transcript is spliced from 4 exons. Gene Ontology annotation, molecular function: protein binding. Lineage: Eukaryota; Metazoa; Chordata; Actinopteri; Characiformes; Serrasalmidae. Bases 66 to 767 code for a protein of 233 amino acids.
GCAGGUUCUCUGCUGCUGUUUCUGAGCUGCAGUCAGUGUGAAUCUGAUUACUCUGAUUAAUCAUCAUGAACGACAUUCAAGCUGGGAAUCCCAGAACUGAACCUCCAGCCACAACCUCCACCCAACAAAGCUGCCAGCCGGACCUCCAUUCUGUACUGAGAGAGAUGAGCGCUAUGCUGGCAGAGCUGAAAGUUGAGCAGAGACACAACAUGGAGAGCAGACUGAGAGCCAGUGAGAGUCAAAUGGAGGAACUGAGGAAGAAGCUGGAGGAGCAGAGUCAGAAAAAUGAAGAGGAACUGAAGAACUUGAAAACCUCAUUCGACAAGCAAGUGGAGAACCUAAAACAGGAGUAUCAAGACACCAAAGUGGCGUUUUCGGCUUCACUCUCAGACGGUGAGACUGGUCAUACUGGACCAUACAACACUGAAUUUCCCCUGGUCUACAAACACGUCUUCACCAACAUCGGCAAUGCUUACAACCCAACUACAGGGUUUUUCACUGCACCUGUGAGAGGAGUCUAUCACUUCAGAUUCUCAGUCCACGGAGGCGCUGAAAGAAAUGUAGGAGUGAUCUUAUAUAAGAACAGACUUCCCAUGGCCACAACACAUGCUAUUCAACCCAAGGGCAGUGUGAGUUCCUCUAAUGGAGUCUCUGUCUUACUGGAAGUAGGUGACGUGGUCAAUCUUAAACUUGAGCGUGAUUCACAGAUAUAUGAUGAUCCGUUCCAUCAUAGCUCUUUUAGUGGUCACAUGCUGUUUUCUGUUUGAGCAAUUCAUCAUCACAUGGUCAAUGGAGAAGAAACUAUGAACUCCUGUAUUUGUGAAGAACAACUGUAUUUUUGCAUGUGUUUAUCGUUUCCUGUCUGCUCCUCAUCAAGACUAUCAGCAAAUAGCAAUUUUUAAUUUUAGGAAGGUGAAGGUUCUUCUACUAUAAUACUAUCUCAGUAUUUUCAUCAGUGUGUCAUUUUGUUCAGAAAAAAAAGUGAAUUCACAAAUAAAAAAUGUGAACUUGCUCAGA